Phytophthora sojae is the source of this 753-nucleotide messenger RNA. RefSeq lists its product as hypothetical. Lineage: Eukaryota; Oomycota; Peronosporomycetes; Peronosporales; Peronosporaceae. Bases 1 to 753 code for a protein of 250 amino acids. The transcript is spliced from 2 exons. The record is from RefSeq and is a predicted model, not a curated record.
AUGGAUCGGUUUGACGCGGUGAAGUUCAAGACAUUGCCGGGUGUAUGCACCCGUGUUUUUGAUAUUCGGUUUGGUCCCAAGGGCCUUUCUAUUAGACACUUUGCGAGAAUUUCUCGGGACGAGCGCAUGACAUGGCUCGAGACGGGUGGAUCAAACUUUGACAACUUGUCGGCGACAGCGAAGCUCGAGAAAGCGGUACCGGCGAACUGUAUAGAAGAUUUUGUGGAUUCCACCCGUGUUUUGGUGACCUAUGCGCGAGAAUACUGCUGGCAGGAGCUAAUCGACCUGACAGAAAAAAUCCUUGAAUUUAUUGAAGGAAAACUCAUUCAUGUGUCGUGGGUCCCAAACGUGCCCUCCUCCGUGGUUUACUGGGUGAAGGAUGUGCUCGAAGACUUUCGCGAAGCGGCUGCAGGUAAUGACGACAUUCGCCAAGUUCAGGUUCGAUGCUCGACGGAUGACCGUUUACGCCGUGAUCUGAUGUUUAUUAAGGUUCAUCGGCACCAAGACAGCAACAAAAUUUGCGGCUGCAUUCCCAUGAAUGUGCUCAAGAAGAUACCUGUACAAGUGGAUCCUGCGUCGGGCGAGAAUCACUCUUUGUGCUUGCGCUUUCUAUCCUUUGCGGGUUGUGCAGAGAAGGAUGGUGGUUACCCAAGCAAUGGUGGACAUUUUGUGCCAAACCGACUCCCCGAUGGGGUAAAAACCGAGAUUAAGAAGCGCUGUGAGGAUCGCAAGCAGGAGUACAAGCAGUUAUGA